CACUAAAGUAGCUCUAUAGCUCAUCCUCACGGCCUCCUAAAUGGAAAGUAGCCAAGGACCAGUAGUACUAGACUUUGAACCCCACCUCUCCAUGGAAGUUCAUCAAGUUUCUCUUCCACCUCGCCGGAGCACCCUUUCUAAGUUCCGAAAUAGGCUCAAAGAAACCUUCUUCUCCGACGAUCCCCUCCGCCAAUUCAAAGGCCAAUCAUUGAAGAAAAAAUGGAUUCUUGCAGCUCAAUAUAUCUUCCCUAUUCUCCAAUGGGGACCAAAUUACAAUUUCAAUCUCCUCAAAUCCGACAUAGUCUCUGGUCUCACCAUUGCUAGUUUAGCCAUUCCCCAGGGGAUCAGUUAUGCUAAGCUAGCUAAUCUUCCACCGAUUGUUGGUCUAUAUUCGAGUUUUGUUCCUCCACUUGUAUAUGCUGUUCUUGGUAGUUCAAGGGACCUUGCAGUUGGACCUGUCUCAAUAGCUUCUCUGAUAAUGGGAUCCAUGCUUAGACAAGAGGUUUCCCCUUCACAAGAUCCGAUCUUGUUUCUUCAACUUGCUUUUACAUCCACUUUCUUUGCUGGGUUAUGUCAAUCUUCUUUAGGAUUCCUAAGACUUGGGUUUAUAAUUGAUUUUCUGUCAAAAGCUAUAUUGAUUGGGUUUAUGGCUGGAGCCGCCAUUAUUGUAUCUCUUCAACAACUUAAGAGCUUACUUGGUAUCAAAAACUUCACCACUCAAAUGGGUUUGGUUCCUGUCUUAACCUCUGUUUUCCAUCGUACAAAUGAGUGGUCAUGGCAAACCAUACUAAUGGGGUUUUGCUUCCUUGUGUUCCUCCUUUUAACAAGACAUAUAAGCAUGAAGAAACCAAAGUUGUUUUGGGUAUCAGCAGGAGCACCACUUUUAUCUGUUAUCAUCUCAACCCUAAUAGUGUUUGCAUUCAAAGCUCAAAACCAUGGCAUAUCAGUGAUAGGAAAAUUACAAGAAGGAUUGAACCCUCCUUCUUGGAACAUGCUUCGUUUUCAUGGAAGCCAUCUCGGCCUUGUCGUGAAAACCGGGCUCGUUACAGGCAUUAUCUCCCUCACCGAAGGAAUUGCGGUUGGAAGAACAUUUGCUGCCCUAAAGAACUACCAAGUUGAUGGAAACAAAGAAAUGUUAGCAAUUGGUUUGAUGAACAUUGUUGGAUCUGCCACUUCUUGUUAUGUCACAACAGGUGCAUUCUCGAGAUCUGCAGUGAACCACAACGCUGGUGCGAAAACAGCGGUAUCUAACAUAAUAAUGGCAGGAACGGUUAUGGUUACGCUUCUUUUCCUCAUGCCACUUUUCCAGUACACCCCAAAUGUUGUUUUGGGCGCAAUCAUAGUAACUGCCGUUAUUGGUCUGAUCGAUGUUCCUGCUGCCUAUCUUAUUUGGAAGAUUGAUAAGUUCGAUUUUGUAGUCAUGAUUUGCGCGUUUCUUGGUGUCGUUUUCAUCUCGGUUCAAGAAGGCCUCGCCAUCGCUGUGGGUAUUUCAGUAUUUAAGAUUCUAUUACAAAUCACGAGACCAAAGACAGUGAUGUUGGGGAAUAUACCCGGGACAAACAUUUAUCGCGAUCUUCAUCAAUACAAAGACGCGAUUCCUGUCCCGGGAUUCCUCAUUCUCACCAUUGAAGCUCCUAUAAACUUUGCUAACACCACUUACCUCAAUGAAAGGGUUAUGAGAUGGGUAUAUGAUUAUGAGGCCCAAGAAGAGGAAACUCAGAAAAGAUCAAACCUCAGAUUUGUUGUUCUAGACUUAUCUGCUGUGAGCUCUAUAGACACAAGUGGAGUGUCAUUAUUCAAAGAUUUGAGGAAGGCCCUUGAACCUAAGAGUAUUGAGCUUGUGCUGGUAAAUCCGGUUGGAGAGGUUGUGGAAAAGCUGGAGCGAGCAAACGAUAGUUAUGGUGGAGCCGAUUACUUGUUCUUGUCGGUUGGGGAGGCGGUUGGUACUUUGCUCUCGACGGUUAAGGGUCAAUCGGCGAGCCAUAAUAUAGUAUGAGGAAAUAAAUGAAAGGAAGGUUAUUGAUAAUGUAGCAAUGAAAUGCAUUGAAUAUUAUUAUGAAUUCUUCUAAAGUGUAGCUUAAAUAGUUAUCUUCUAAAAAACGUGUUGUUUAGUACGUUGGUUCACUCUUUUGCUUCUUUAAUGAAACUAGCAUAAUGUCUUUUCGUUGCAAAAAUUAAUCAAAUUUACUUUGUUGUCGUCA
Impatiens glandulifera is the source of this 2201-nucleotide messenger RNA. Its product is annotated as probable sulfate transporter 3.3. Bases 41 to 1996 code for a protein of 651 amino acids. The record is from RefSeq and is a predicted model, not a curated record. Gene Ontology annotation, biological process: transmembrane transport. Gene Ontology annotation, molecular function: secondary active sulfate transmembrane transporter activity. Lineage: Eukaryota; Viridiplantae; Streptophyta; Magnoliopsida; Ericales; Balsaminaceae. The transcript is spliced from 13 exons. Gene Ontology annotation, cellular component: membrane.